Molecule: messenger RNA, 1449 nt
Organism: Saccharomyces cerevisiae S288C
Lineage: Eukaryota; Fungi; Ascomycota; Saccharomycetes; Saccharomycetales; Saccharomycetaceae
Gene: TFA1
Product: transcription factor TFIIE subunit TFA1
Exons: 1
Coding region: 1-1449 (482 amino acids)
Biological process (GO): transcription initiation at RNA polymerase II promoter
Cellular component (GO): nucleus
Source: RefSeq, marked reviewed
AUGGAUAGACCUAUAGAUGAUAUUGUGAAAAAUCUUUUAAAGUUCGUCGUUAGGGGGUUUUAUGGUGGCUCCUUUGUACUGGUACUCGAUGCUAUACUAUUUCACUCGGUCCUAGCUGAAGAUGACUUGAAACAAUUGUUGAGCAUAAAUAAGACGGAACUGGGGCCGCUAAUUGCUAGACUAAGAUCAGACAGGUUAAUAUCCAUACACAAACAAAGAGAAUACCCUCCAAACUCAAAAAGUGUGGAAAGAGUUUACUACUAUGUAAAAUAUCCUCAUGCUAUUGACGCAAUCAAAUGGAAGGUCCAUCAAGUCGUACAAAGAUUGAAGGAUGACUUGGACAAAAAUUCAGAACCUAAUGGUUACAUGUGUCCGAUUUGUUUGACCAAGUACACACAAUUGGAAGCUGUACAAUUAUUGAAUUUUGAUAGGACAGAAUUUUUAUGUUCCCUAUGUGAUGAACCGUUGGUGGAAGAUGAUUCUGGUAAAAAAAACAAAGAGAAGCAAGAUAAAUUAAAUAGGUUAAUGGACCAAAUUCAGCCAAUCAUUGAUUCUUUGAAAAAGAUUGAUGAUUCAAGAAUUGAGGAGAAUACUUUCGAAAUUGCAUUGGCUCGCUUGAUACCACCUCAAAAUCAAUCACAUGCAGCAUACACGUACAAUCCAAAGAAAGGCAGCACCAUGUUCAGACCGGGAGAUUCUGCUCCAUUGCCAAAUCUUAUGGGUACUGCUCUUGGUAACGACAGUAGUAGACGUGCCGGUGCUAACUCUCAAGCCACAUUACACAUCAACAUUACCACGGCAAGUGAUGAAGUGGCUCAAAGGGAAUUGCAAGAGAGACAGGCUGAAGAGAAAAGAAAACAAAACGCUGUCCCUGAAUGGCAUAAACAGAGUACCAUCGGUAAAACUGCUCUUGGUAGACUGGAUAAUGAAGAGGAGUUCGAUCCUGUAGUUACUGCAUCUGCCAUGGAUUCUAUAAAUCCUGAUAAUGAACCUGCACAGGAAACAUCCUAUCAAAAUAACAGAACUCUGACCGAGCAAGAAAUGGAAGAAAGAGAGAAUGAAAAGACGUUGAAUGAUUACUACGCUGCUUUGGCUAAAAAGCAAGCAAAGCUCAAUAAAGAAGAAGAGGAGGAGGAAGAAGAAGAAGAGGAUGAGGAAGAAGAAGAGGAAGAAGAGAUGGAAGAUGUUAUGGAUGAUAACGAUGAAACUGCUAGAGAAAAUGCAUUGGAAGAUGAAUUUGAAGACGUAACGGAUACAGCUGGCACCGCAAAGACAGAAUCAAACACCUCCAACGACGUAAAACAAGAAUCGAUUAAUGAUAAGACUGAAGACGCUGUAAAUGCUACUGCCACUGCUUCAGGUCCGAGUGCAAACGCUAAACCAAAUGAUGGUGAUGAUGAUGAUGAUGAUGAUGAUGAUGAGAUGGACAUUGAGUUUGAGGACGUUUGA